AUGGCGGCUUCCGUGGGCAUGUCAUUACCGGGAGUCGUGCCCGACUGGACCAAUCUCAGUGUCUUGCACAGGAACACCUUGCCACCGCGAGCACAUUUCUACAACUUCGCCUCUGAGACUGCUGCCCUGUCCUUCGACAAAUACCAGAGCGAGUAUUACAGUCUCAAUGGCACGUGGAAAUUCCGGUACGAUUCCUCUCCUUUUGAAGCUCCUGCCUGGGAGUCUGUCGAUCCUUCCGAAUGGGACGACAUUGAAGUUCCAGGCAUGUGGCAGACACAGGGCUAUGGACACCCACACUACACAAAUAUUGAGUAUCCAUUUCCGGUGACUCCUCCCAACGUGAGCUAUAUAAAUCCAACUGGUUCCUAUUGGCGCGAAUUUGAAGUCCCUGAGCGUUCACCAGACCAGCAGCUACGGCUUCGCUUCGAAGGCGUGGACAGUGCCUUUCAUAUUUGGGUUAAUGGCGAAGAGGUCGGCUACAGCCAGGGGUCUCGCAACCCGAGUGAGUUCGACAUUACGAACUACAUUUCAAAUGGCACCAACACACUUGCUACAAGAGUUUAUCAAUGGUCGGACGGCUCCUAUAUUGAAGACCAGGAUCAAUGGUGGCUUUCUGGAAUCUUCAGAGAUGUAUAUCUGAUACCUUUCCCACAAUUGGCCGUGGUUGAUUUCGAGCUCGUUCCACACGUAGCAGAUGACUAUUCUAGCGGCAUCUUGAGCGCAAAUUUCACUCUACAGGGAGAGACAUCUACUCCUCUGAACGUAACACUCUUCUCUCCCAAUGGCGACGUACUCCAGCAAUGGAGCGGCGGACCCUCGGAAGCCUGCGAAUUCGAAGUCACCGGGUCAGAAUUCCAUCUAUGGUCGCCAGAGAAUCCAACACUUUAUUCGGUCGUCAUUGCACAUGGCGAGCAGUACUUGAGCCAAAAAAUCGGCUUUCGCCGCGUCGAAUUGACUGGUUCCAACUUUCUUGUCAACGGGGAGCCUGUCAUUAUCUACGGUGUUAAUCGUCACGAGCACAGUGCGCUCUCUGGACGGACAGUCCGGUAUGAAGACAUGCGUGCCGACCUGAUCACAAUGAAACGGAGCAACAUCAACGCUAUUCGGACUGCCCACCAGCCUCAUCACCCCGACUUCUUCGACGUGGCGGAUGAAUUAGGAUUCUACGUCAUCUCUGAAGCCGAUCUUGAGUGCCACGGAUUUGGCACCAUCACCUAUACUGGCGAGCAAGCUGCUUCGUGGCUAUCUGACAAUCCCGAUUGGGAAAAUGCUUACCUGGAUCGAGCCGAGCAACUUGUUGAGCGGUUCAAGAACCAUCCAUCCAUCAUUUUCUGGUCUCUCGGCAACGAGUGCUUUUACGGCCGGAACCAUAUGGCUAUGUAUAACUUCAUAAAGCAGCGCGACCCCACGAGGCUCGUGCAUUACGAGCCGGACAAGAACGCCACUUCCGCAGACAUGUACAGCGCCAUGUACUUGUCACUAGACUCGAUCAACCAACACAUCGGAAACUUCACCGACAAGCCCCUCCUGCUGUGCGAAUUCGCUCAUGCGAUGGGCAACGGUCCUGGUGGCCUGCCUGACUAUAUCGCCAGGUUUCGCGCCGAGCCUCUGCUGCAAGGUGGUUUGGUAUGGGAGUGGAGCAAUCAUGGGCUCCUACAUGAAGAGAACGGCACAGAGUACUAUGCUUACGGUGGCGAUUUCGGCGAUGAGCCCAACGACGCCGAUUUCAUCAUGGAUGGUCUGAUGUUGUCCGACCAUUCUCCCAUGCCGUCGAUCUUCGAGUACGCCAAGGCCAUUCAGCCCGUCGAGGUCAAGUGGGACAAUGACACGGGCGAGGUCAAUAUCCACAACUGGUACGCAUUCAUCGAUCUGAGCGGGCUCAAUGUGUUCUGGCACAUCGUCACAGACGGCAAUGUCACGGACCCCACGACGUGGGAUAUUCCCAACCUGCUCGCAGGGGAGAACAUCACAGUGCCGCUCCCGUUUGACCGAAGCCAGCAGUCUUCCGAAGCCUGGUUCACCGUCGAGUUCCAGCUGGCGAGCAAUGAGACAUGGGCCGCAGCUGGGCAUGUCGUAGCUUGGGAGCAGCUCCACCUACCUUAUUCGAGCACUUUGCCCGGACAUCGCUACACGCGCUCUCCAGCGCUGCCCCGGCGCCAGGCUACGCCCAACGUGACCAUAACCCCAACGUCUCUUCAGCUCAGUUCCGACUCAAACGCCUUGAAAUUCGACCUCCUCCUUGGCAACGUCACAUGGAAUACCUCGACCGGCCUCUCCCUGUUGCACCGCGGCCCAGAGCUCUACCUAUACCGUGCCAUGACACAAAACGACCUCGGCGGUGGCGGUGACGCGCAGUACUGGGAGGAAGCCCGCCUCGACACCACCCACACGCAGAUCCGCGAUGUCUUCUACGACAUUUCUGAUAACGGUGAUACCACUGUGACCUACUACGUCCGCGUGGGCCCUAAAGUGCUCGAAUGGGCCGCAGAGGCGAUUCUCACGUACACGAUCCCAACGUCUUCGUCUUCGUCCUCGUCAUCGGGCUUGCAGAUCCGCGCCCAGGGUGCAUUCGUAGGCAACAACACUCCUGAAGUCCUGCCGCGCAUCGGCCUGCUGACGUACCUGCCGGAGACCUUCGAGGAGGUGACCUGGUUUGGGCGUGGGCCUGGCGAGAGCUACAGAGACAGCAAGCUCGCGCAGCGCUUCGGCACUCACGAGUCCACCGUCGACGGUUUGUUUACGCACUACGACUUCCCGCAGGAGAAUGGGAAUCGGGAGGAUGUGCAUUGGUUGCGGCUGAGUGACGGAGAUGUGACGCUCGAAGCGCGCAUGACAGACGCGGACGGCGCGCCGGACCCAUUCAGCUUCACGGCCAAGCACUUUACAGACCAGGACCUGGAUAGGGCGGGCCAUCCGUAUGAGUUGGAGCGGUUUAACGCGACCGUCCUCAAUUUGGACUAUGAUACUAAUGGGCUAGGGAGCGCGACUGUUGGGCCACGGCCGUUCGAGUGGUAUCGCUGCUACUCAGGACCAUUCGACUUUACCUUUGAGUUGACACUGAUUUGA
Cyphellophora europaea CBS 101466 is the source of this 3066-nucleotide messenger RNA. RefSeq lists its product as uncharacterized. Gene Ontology annotation, biological process: lactose catabolic process. Gene Ontology annotation, molecular function: beta-galactosidase activity; carbohydrate binding. The transcript is spliced from 2 exons. Lineage: Eukaryota; Fungi; Ascomycota; Eurotiomycetes; Chaetothyriales; Cyphellophoraceae. Gene Ontology annotation, cellular component: beta-galactosidase complex. The record is from RefSeq and is a predicted model, not a curated record. The coding region runs from base 1 to 3066 and encodes 1021 amino acids.